UGAAUUUCAGUAUGAACGCGCUGAUCCGAUCGGAAUGAACGCCACAUUAACUAUCGCGUUGCUCGCCAGUCUGCUUGCUAUAUGUUCCUAUUCUGGAUCGGCGAGUUAUCUUCACGAGCAAUGCGGUCUUAUGCGAGGUGAGCUUUCAACAUCUUUGGGCCCCUGGACAGCUCUAUUGCACGAGGAUGGAAGUAUCUUUUGCGCCGGAACACUGAUAACUGAUGUUUUCAUACUGACUGCAGCAAGCUGUAUUAGACCAAGUGCCGUUAAAGUUCGCUUGGGAGAGUUUGGCAGGUUUCCCGAUGAAUUGGCAGAAGAUCACUUGGUGCACUUUUCUCUGAGGUACCGACUUUUCAACAAUGACUCGCUAGCCAAUAACAUCGGUCUACUGAAACUAACCGAAAGAGUGCAGAUUAAAGGCUACAUUAUGCCGGUUUGCAUUAUUAUUAACCCGCAGCAGAAGGUAUCGACUAGUCGAUUCUUCGGAAAUGCCUGGAAGCAAGACAGCAAUGUGUCCUUAACCAAGGAGUUCGGACCCAUUCUCAUCCAGAGUAAGCCGGAGAUGUGCAUUAACCUUGACUUGUACACCCAGUUUUGUGCUGGCCACCCGGGCAAUUUGAGGUCCUGCGACGGCCUCGCCGGUUCGCCACUGAUCCAGAGUUCUAGGUAUCUGUUCAAAACUCUGAUUGUUCAGUUCGGCAUCGCGACUGUGAACGAUAUGGGUUGCAAGGAGUCACAGGCUUAUACCGAUGUCUUGAAAUUCUACUGGUGGAUCCAGGAUGUGGUGUCAGUGUUCAAUCAUUAUUCAACUAAUCAGAGCUAUGUUGUAGAUGAUUAUAUUAAUGAAGACUUCUGAUUUCGGGACGAAAACAGAAACUUUCUAUUAUUUUUCGAUUUUUUUUAAUGCCACUAUGUAUGUAUACUAAAGCUAUUAAACUGAACU
Messenger RNA from Drosophila simulans, 943 nucleotides. Its product is annotated as transmembrane protease serine 3. Lineage: Eukaryota; Metazoa; Arthropoda; Insecta; Diptera; Drosophilidae. The transcript has 4 exons. Gene Ontology annotation, biological process: proteolysis. The coding region runs from base 35 to 856 and encodes 273 amino acids. The record is from RefSeq and is a predicted model, not a curated record. Gene Ontology annotation, molecular function: serine-type endopeptidase activity.